CAUGGGUAGCAUACUUUUGCCCUAUAUUGCCACUGGGGCUCCACCACAGGUUUAUUUGUGCCCGGAGCUCAUUGUGGAUUAAACAUCAGCUGAACGGAUUCCUUACUGGUGAACAAGAUGGCAGAGAGCGGGGCAGAAGGUGAACUACCUCCAAGGCGUCUUCUUGUCAAAGAACAGAAAAAUGGCGAGGCGACAGGUAAAAACAAAGUACAUCUAAUUCAAAACUAGAUCAAACCUAUGCUUACAUAUACUUUUUCUAAUAGUUCUAUCAGUGCUAAAUUACCUUUUGAAAUAGUGUAGUUUCAUUUGAAAAUGCUUGUGUGCACAUGUUUGUGUGUGUCUUUGUACUCUGUGCCACUAGACUGUGCACCAUCUGUGGAUGAGAGGAAGCAGAGAGAAAGGGAGGAGCGUGAAUCCCUGGUGUUAUGGAAGAAACCUCUGCUCACACUCCACUACUCCUCCCUGGAGCUGCUCAUGACCCUUAAAGAGUGGACAUGGAGUAUGUGCGCUACAUGGAGAAGAAGACGCUGUGGUGCGCUUACUGGGUCGGCCUGGGCAUCCUCUCCUCGGUGGGUCUUGGCACCGGCCUGCACACUUUCCUUCUGUACCUGGGACCACACAUUGCAUCGGUGACCCUCGCAGCUUAUGAAUGUGGCACUGUGGAUUUCCCCGAGCCACCCUAUCCGGACCAAAUAAUCUGUCCCCAGCAGGAAGCAACACCACCAGGCUCUGAUGCUGAGCAUGUGGGUGCGGGGGGCGCAGGGGUGGAGGCGGGGUCAGCAGCCCUCCAGGGAACCAUCUCUCUCUGGACCAUCAUCUCCAAAGUCCGUCUGGAAGCUUGUAUGUGGGGUGCAGGUACAGCUAUAGGAGAGCUUCCUCCCUACUUCAUGGCCCGGGCGGCGCGACUGUCCGGUGCAGACCCAGACGACGAGGACUACCAGCAGUUUGAGGAGAUUCUGGACCAGACCCAGUCAACACAGGACUUUGCCACCCAAGCAAAAGUAGCAGUGCAGAGACUCAUCCAGAAGAUCGGAUUCUUUGGCAUUUUAGCGUGUGCCUCUAUUCCAAAUCCCUUGUUUGACCUGGCAGGAAUAACAUGUGGACACUUUCUGGUCCCCUUUUGGACUUUUUUCGGCGCAACCCUCAUUGGAAAAGCAGUCAUCAAAAUGCACAUUCAGAAACUGUUUGUGAUCGUCACCUUCAGCAGGCACAUAGUGGAACAGAUGGUCUCCCUCAUCGGAGCUGUUCCACUGCUGGGUGCGGCACUGCAGAAGCCUUUCAGGGAGUACUUGGAGGCCCAGAAGGCCAAGCUGCACCAUCACACCGGAGAGGGGAUCCCAACUGAGGAGAACUGGCUGUCGUGGCUCUUUGAGAAGGUUGUGGUCAUCAUGGUAUGCUUCUUUGUCUGCUCCAUUGUCAACUCCAUGGCCCAAAGUUACGCCAAGCGCAAGCAGCAGGAGAAGCACUCGGAGGGCAAGACGGAGUGAAGGCCAGCUCGCGAUCAUAACUACAGAAGCCUUGGUGCUCCCCCAAGCUCCCACCACUCCUUUCCUCAUUUCUGCUCUCCCACCGGGUUGAUACCCCACCAUUAUCUGAGGCAAAAUAUCAGCUUCCAUCUGGUUUCUCUCUUGUUAUUGUAGCAACAUGUUUAUGCUGAACAUGGACUUCCAUUUACUUGCUUUUGAAGGCUUUUGCAUUUGGUAGUGAUUUUCCGCGAUUAUUCUCUGUAAGGUAGGUGCUUGUUGGAGUGU
Messenger RNA from Scomber japonicus (chub mackerel), 1751 nucleotides. RefSeq names its product vacuole membrane protein 1-like. Lineage: Eukaryota; Metazoa; Chordata; Actinopteri; Scombriformes; Scombridae. The transcript is spliced from 10 exons. The coding region runs from base 495 to 1487 and encodes 330 amino acids. The record is from RefSeq and is a predicted model, not a curated record.